AUGGGGGAGCAGCCGCUGUUCCUCGAGGGGCAGCCCCCCGACUUCUCGCUGCUGCAGCGCCUGCUCUGCCUCGAGCCCGAGCCCUGCGACCACCCCCCCGCAGCCCCCCAGCCCCUCCAGCCGCCCCCCGGGCACGGGGGGGCCGCGACCACCCCAGGGGACCCCCCCAGGACGGGGGUCCCGGAGCUCCCCCCGCGGCCCCGGAGCCCUCCCGGGGAGGCUCUGACGUUCCUGCAGGAGUCGGUGCGGCUGCUGCGACCCCCGGAGACCCCCCCGGCAGCUCCCGCGGCACCCCCCGAGACCCCGGGGGUGCCCCCCGUGCCCACCGGGAGCCUCGACGAGCUGAGCCUCAUCAGCCUCCAGUGCCGGCACCUGGACACGGGGAGAGGCACCAGGAGCGGCACCGGGAUAGGGAUCAGCACCGGGGUCAGCACCGGGAUAGGGAUCAGCACCGGGAUCAGCACCGGGAUCAACACUGGGAUAGGGAUCGACACUGGAAUAGGAAUCGACACUGGGAGUAGAAACAGCACCUGGAGCGGGAUCAACACCGGGAGCGGCACCGGAACCAGUAACGGGACUGGGAUCCACACUGGGACCAGGAAUGGGAUCAGCACCGGCACCAGUAACGGCACUGGGACCAGUCCCGGGCCUGGGAUGGACACCAGGAGCGGGCCCAGGCGGCGGCGCAAACAGGAGACCCCCCAGCGUGGGGUGGACCCCCGGGACCCCUCGUUCCGGGGGGUGACGCUGCGGAUGCGCCUGGGGGUCCCCGUGGGGGGCACCGGCCCCUGCCCCCUCCUCAUCAGCGCCCGCAGGGCCCCCCCCGGCAGCCGCGGGAGCAGCAGCAGCUCCGAGGACGAAGCUCCCCCCGCCCGGGGUCGCAAACGCUGCGCCUCGUGCAUGACCCGGCGGACCCCCCUGUGGCGAGCGGCCGAGAACGGGACCCCCCUUUGCAACGCCUGCGGCAUCAGGUACAAGAAGUACCGCGUGCGCUGCCGGCGCUGCUGGAACGUGCCCGGCCGGAGCGGGACCCCAAAACCGCCGUGUCCCCUCUGCGCCCACUGGGGACCCCCCGCCCCGCGUGGCAACAGGAAGUGA
Empidonax traillii (willow flycatcher) is the source of this 1098-nucleotide messenger RNA. It is a transcript of the gene ZGLP1, whose product is annotated as zinc finger GATA like protein 1. The coding region runs from base 1 to 1098 and encodes 365 amino acids. Gene Ontology annotation, molecular function: sequence-specific DNA binding; zinc ion binding. The record is from RefSeq and is a predicted model, not a curated record. The transcript is spliced from 5 exons. Gene Ontology annotation, cellular component: nucleus. Lineage: Eukaryota; Metazoa; Chordata; Aves; Passeriformes; Tyrannidae. Gene Ontology annotation, biological process: spermatogenesis; regulation of transcription by RNA polymerase II; oocyte development.